Paramisgurnus dabryanus is the source of this 616-nucleotide messenger RNA. It is a transcript of the gene hbba2, whose product is annotated as hemoglobin, beta adult 2. Gene Ontology annotation, biological process: hydrogen peroxide catabolic process; oxygen transport. Gene Ontology annotation, molecular function: oxygen carrier activity; organic acid binding; peroxidase activity. Lineage: Eukaryota; Metazoa; Chordata; Actinopteri; Cypriniformes; Cobitidae. Gene Ontology annotation, cellular component: haptoglobin-hemoglobin complex; blood microparticle; hemoglobin complex. The record is from RefSeq and is a predicted model, not a curated record.
AAACUGCGCAGCACCUUCAUAUGUCUUCAAAAUUCUCACUUGUUGAAGAAAAUACACGCUAAUCACAAUGGUGGAGUGGUCACCUGCCGAGCGCAAAGUUAUUGCUGAUGUCUGGGGCAAAAUCAACCCUGACGAAGUCGGACACCAGGCGUUGGUCAGGAUGUUCGUCGUAUAUCCCUGGACUCAGAGGUAUUUCGGCACCUUUGGAAACCUGUCCAACGUAGCUGCAAUCACGGGCAAUCCUAAAGUGGCUGAACAUGGCAAAACUGUGCUAGGUGCGCUGGACAAGGCCGUGAAGCACAUGGACGACAUUAAAGGCAUCUACGCCAAACUAAGUAAACUGCAUUGUGAAAAACUCAACGUUGAUCCUGACAACUUUAAGCUGUUGGCCGAUUGCCUAACCAUUGUUGUUGCGCUCAAAUUCGGAAACGCUUUCACCCCUGAAGUUCAGGCCACCUGGCAGAAAUUCCUGUGUGUCGUUGUGGCCGCUCUCUCCAGUCGUUAUUUCUGAAGAACCGGUGAAGAUUUACAAAGGACCACACUAUUUCUUUGCAUCAGUUCAGUGAUGGUUCAAAGCAUCAAACUUAUUAAUAAAGUAUUAAAUUCAUAUACAUAA